This is a messenger RNA of Trichoplax adhaerens, 930 nucleotides long. RefSeq lists its product as uncharacterized. The transcript has 4 exons. The record is from RefSeq and is a predicted model, not a curated record. Bases 1 to 930 code for a protein of 309 amino acids. Lineage: Eukaryota; Metazoa; Placozoa; Uniplacotomia; Trichoplacea; Trichoplacidae.
AUGAGUGAAUUUGAGCAAACACAACUACUAGAAAAUUUAGGCGAUUAUCGUGCAAUACUACAAGGGCAUAUUACUUCUUUGCAAAAUCAUCAGCAUCCUGUACUUCUUAUUGGCGAUGAUUGUCAAGGCAAGAAAGAUCUAAUCGAAUUAUUAAUCCACUGCAAAUGUGCUGCACUGAAUCAAAUUUAUGACCGCAGAUUUUGUUAUUUACUAAGUUAUAAUUCUGAAAGAUAUGUACAAAUCGAGCGAUGGAUCGAAAAAGAAGUUGAAACUACAGCCACCAAUAUCUUUUUAGACAAUGAAGAUGACGACGAUGAAAGGUUUCUUCAACAAAUUGAUCAAUAUAUGACAAAAUAUGAAAAGGAUAUUGCUAUUAUUAAAAUUUAUUGGCCGAUAGAUGCAUUAAAGCGUGGUAUUCAAUAUGUUUCAUUUCCCUGGUCCAUUAGUUUACCUGUCGUUUCCGAUCUCUUUAUAAAGUGCCUUUCUAAUGCUUUCGGUGUCAUUUUUGUGCUACAAAUUGAUCAAAAUAUAAUCGUGGACAUAACAAAAGUCAAUAAAAUCCUACAGCAAGUAUGGCAUCGAGAGAAAGCAACACUAGGAUACUUUUUACCUGAUUCAACUAUAUUUAUAUGUAACACUAAGGCAGAAGGUUUGGAGGGACAUGAUAUAAAAGCUAAAAAAGAUUGCUUCUAUCAAAAAAUGGAUCAUUAUUGGCCUAAUUGUUCAUUACAACAAUUUCUAGUGGUUAAUAUAACUAAUGCUGUACAAGAUUAUCAUCUGGGAAUUGUCAGCCAAGAAUAUCACGAUAUUAUAAUGCAACUACAAGUCUUUCUUCCGUAUAAUUUAACGUAUAAACUUGAGCUUUUCAGUAGAAUAUUGAGUAGGCUUCGUGCAGAUACCAUAUUGCCAUGCCAUUACAUUAUUACCUAA